Messenger RNA from Eurytemora carolleeae, 1251 nucleotides. RefSeq lists its product as uncharacterized. The record is from RefSeq and is a predicted model, not a curated record. Bases 687 to 1127 code for a protein of 146 amino acids. Lineage: Eukaryota; Metazoa; Arthropoda; Copepoda; Calanoida; Temoridae. The transcript has 7 exons.
CAACACUGUAACAUUAUAACUGUAGCUGUAUAGCUAGUGUAGUUUUGGUUUAUUUUUGAGGGGUUUUGGACAUUUAAAAUGUUCCCGAGAGAAAAUAUAUGCAAAAGCAAACCAAAAAUAAACCGAAAACGAACGUUUUGUUGUUCUUCUUUCAUAUUUUAGAAUAAAUAACUAUUUAUAGCCCUAUUAGUUGAAGGGAGGCGAGGUACAAAGUAUUUGAGCCAAAAACUUUUUUGAUGAGAUUUUUAAGCAUAGCGUAGAAUCCUCGAGAAAAAGAAAUGUUUUUGGCGAAAAGACUUUAUGAGCCCCCUUCAACCAGUAGGGUUUUAGAUAAUUUUAUGCCCUGGAAAGAAAGAAGUAUGAAUUCAAAUUUUAACAUUAUCAAAAUAAAUAAAUACACAAAAUUGGCACGUCAAUUAUAUAACAUCUUAUAUAAAGUUUAAACUUUUAAAAAGUACAUAUUAAAGAAAAUCCCAAAUAUUAAUGCUGGAAGAUGAUCAUUCAAAAGAAUGCGGGAACUUAGCAAAAAAUGCGCAAAUACUGAAAGGUGUACUCAGCUGGGCCAGAGGAUAAACAGAAUAAACAUAAAAUGAACUAAAUAGUGACACAGCAAAUUCUAAGAGGUGCUGUUGUACAUAACACAAGAAUUAAAUACUGAAACAGAUACAUAAAAGAACUAAGCGAAUAUGACUUUCUCAAUGUCGGAGCUAGAGAAGUCUCACAAGUUGCAGAUGGAAGAGGAGGAGGAUGAGGAUGCCCCUGCAUCCAAGUCUGCAAAGGAGUUGGAAGAAGCGAAGAAGGAGGCGAAGGAGAAACAGGCCAGAAAUGAUGACAUAGCUCUGGUAGUGUGUAUGGUUUGUUUACUCAUCCUUACAAUAUUAACUAUAGUUGUCAAGAUAUGUUUUAUUGACCCAGCCUAUGAUCCAAACGUAUCUACUUUUAAACCUCUUCUACAGCAUGUUGGAUCAAACGAGAGGUAUGCUGGUAAUGGAUAUCUACCAUGUAAUGGAUAUGUUCCUUGUCAACCAGAACAUUUAUCUCCAACUAAACUAGAAGAGAGACUUCAGGAUGCAAUGCCCUGCCAUGAUUACCAGAAUAAGGGUGAUGGUCCUGAAGGAUGCUGGUAGCCCUGUUGUCUGGGCCUAUCUAAUCUACCUAAUCCAUUCUGAUAUUUUUAAAUCCUAACCUCGAAAUAUUUGCUCAAAUUCAGUAAAGCUGGAACUUCUGUUAAAUAUACUCACUCAAGUAUAA